Messenger RNA from Prorocentrum cordatum, 5901 nucleotides. The record is from the annotation of a GenBank genome assembly. Lineage: Eukaryota; Dinophyceae; Prorocentrales; Prorocentraceae.
AUGGCGAGUCGCCUGCCCGAGUUCCGCGAGCUCUCCGACUUGGGCCUCGCCGCGGAGGGGCUCGUCGACCUCUGGGCUGUGGUCUACCUUGCGGGUGCCACGGUCUCCCGCUCGACUCAGCUGUGUUUCAGCACGCGGGCGUCCGUGCCCGGAGGGCUGGGCCAAGCAGGCCAGACGCUCGCCGAGGCGGCGGCGGACCAGGCGCAGCAGGCCGAGGGCGGCAGCCCCGUCGAGGGCGAGCCGCAGGCGCGGCCGCCCACGCCGCAGCUGGUGCCCUGCGAGGCCCCAGAGCUCGUGCGGCUGCUCCACAGCGAGAUCGGCGGCGCCGCGGCCGGCAGCGACCUGGCGGACUCCACGGUCUGCACCAUCCGCGACAGCCAGGUGCUCUCGCUCGUGCCGGAGGGCGUGGCGCCCGGGGAGCACGUGCAGAGGGCCAUCCUCGGCAGGCUGGACCGCGAGGUGUCGGCCAGGAGGAAGUUCUCGGACUGGCUGCAGGGGGCGCAGCGGGUGGUGAUCCCGAGCGCUUCCGCAGACGAGGGCGGCAGCGAGAGGCGCGUGUACGAGCGCCUCAUGGGUUCGGUCGACCCCUCGCAGCACACGAUCCCGCUGGCCCUGCCCUCAGUGAAGCCGAUGGCCCGUCGGUCGGGGCUCCGUCGGGCCGCCCAUCGGGCCCUCGGCAGGGCGGGCUGCCCCGCGCUCCGGCAGGCCCUGCACUGCCUGGCCGAGCAGGUGGCGAGCACGCUGCAGGGGGGCUCCAAGGGCAAGGAGGACGAGCUCGUUCUCACGGGGAUCAAGGACUACCUCGGCGGCGCGUUCGACGACAUCCUGACGGACGGCGACGUGCCUGCACCGCGGCACCGGUCACCGCUCGAGGAGUUGGCGUCGCAGCACGCGGACCCCUCGGCCGAGGGGAAGCCAGAGAUUGUGAUCGGAAAGAUCGGCGAAGGAGGAGCCGAUGAGCCUGACGACGGCGGGGGGGGGCCUCGGCGAGGGUCUCUCUCUGUAACGAUGGCGGCCGGCGCGGCCGAGACUGUGACCCUGCACCGCCUCGAUUUUGAGGCGUGCGGCCACUGCCUGGCCGGCAGUGGAGGAGGUCAAAGCAGGCUCUGGAGCGGCGACAAGGUCGUGGAGGUGACUCGCGCAGUCCUCAGCCACGCCAGCGUGCCAGGCACUAGGCGUUCCGGUUUGCCCGCGUCCGCCGUGUAUUCGGCCGCCCAGCAGACGGGCCUGCAGAGCCGCGUCUACCCGUUUGCGCCGUCGGUGGCCACUGAGGAGUUCGAGCAGAUGUGGUUGCUGCACGCGUUCGAGGGGCUUCUCUCCAAGGCUUACCCAGAGAAGAAGUGGUGCCUCGCAGACCGAAGCUACCGGGAGUGCAUCCCAAGGGAGCUUCUUGCACAGACUCUGCAGGCGGCGCUGGCCAGCGAGCCGCUCGUGGCCACCGCGUACAUCCCUCGGCACGAUUGCCUCAUCAUCGCGCUUUACCAGAGGUCUCUUCACGGCAGUCCCUUGUGGCACUCGUGGAAGUGCGACCUCGGGUCCGAGCACGACUCCAACCGCUGGGCGGACGGGCUGUUCACGGUGCCGACCUACAACGACUGGCUCCAGCUGUUCGGCGGGAGCGCGGAGGGGGCGCCCAGGCCGCGCUUCCUCCUGGACGGCUUCGACGCUCGGCAGGUGGGUUACGGCGAGGUGGUGGAGAAGCUUGCGACGCCCGCGGACGGCUCCGUCAUCCUCGUCAGCAGGAUCGGCUACGGAAAGACCGGCACGCUCCCCCAGCCGUCCAACGACGCGGGCGGGGCUGGCGCGCUGGGCCAGUUGGUCGAGCCGCCGUGCGCGCCCGACAGCGAAGACGCGGAGCCUGCGGCCGCGACGCCGCCGCCGCCGGAGCAGGGCGCGGCGGAGGCUCCCCCGGCGUUCGACACCCCCGUCCGCUACGAGUCGCGCAUCGUGCGCGUGACCAAGGACGGCCUGACCUUCGGCUUCGUGGCCGACCGCGCGUGGGCCGCGCGCCUCCAGGCCGAGCAGCUGCGGCGGGAGGAGGCGAGGGCCGCCGCGCUGGAGGAGGAGGAGGCCGCCGCCGCGGCCCGUGCGGCGGAGGGUGGCGAGCCGGUAGACGCCGCGGCGCCCGCCGCAGGUGGCGCCGAAGACCUGCCCACGGGAAUGCCGUUCGAGGGCUCCCAGCUCGGGACGUUCUGGAUGGCGAUGGCGGGGGGCGCCCGGUGCACCGCCAGGGCGCACCACGAGGCCCUGCCGCAGGCAGACCUCGCCGCCGCCCCGGAUGGGGCCCAGCCCCCGCCGAUGGGGGUCGUGCUGGCCUACACGCUCGCCAACGGGCAGGUGGUGCAGGUCUUCAGCGACGCCUCGGUGCAGCUGCGGUGGCCGCUGGCCCUGCAGAGCGGCAAGGACGGCGUGCGCGCCACGGAGGAGGCCGCCGCCAGCGGGGCCCGGGUGAUGGCCGAGGAGCUCGGCAUGCUGGCGCCCCCGUCGCCCCCGCCGCCAGUGCCCCCGGCGAGCCGUGCGCGGGUGGUGCCGGGGUGCCCGGAGGACGUGGAGGUCUCCAGGACGAUCACCCCGCUCGGCACGCUGACGCGCCGGCUCCUCUCUGGGCGGCUCGAGGUCUACCACACCGACGGCAGCUCCGCGGUGCGCAACCCCACGGGGGCGGAGCUGGACGCCAUCGUCGCGGGCCUGCGGGGCGAGCCGGGGAGUGGCGGCUCCGGAAGCCUGGACUUCCUCGAGCGCCUGAGCCGGGCCUACGGCGAGAGGCACCAGGAGCCCCUGGUGGCCCCUCCCGACGCCAAGGCUGUGCGUGAAGGCCUGCCUGGGCACUGGGUGGUGGUGCGGCCCGACGGCAGCAUCUUCGGCAGGGUGGCGAGGCCUCCGCCGCCGCCGCCGGAGCCGCCCCCGCCGCCGCCGAAGCCGCCUACGCCGGAGCCGGAGCCGGCAGACGUCAAGAAGGCCGCGUCCAAGAAGGGCGGCAAGGCCGCCGCGAAGGAGGAGCCGCCCCCCGAGCCGGAGCCAGCGCCGCCUCCGCCGCCUCCGCCGCCGCCCCCGCAGCUGCACGAGCUGGUGGGCGGCUACUUUGUCGACGAUGGCGACAUCAUUGAGUAUGUCAUUGAGCCAGUGGCAGUGGCAAGACAAGUGGACAUAAUGACGAAGCAUAAGACCAUGACCAACUCCAAGGGCCUGACAAUGUACGAGGACCCCGAUGACACCCAGAAGAUCAUCGUGCAUGCCGACGGCACGCAGGUAAUCAAAACUCUGGUCGAGGACGGUGCAAUCAUCGAGGUAUCGAAGAGUCCAAUGGCUCACGUCAAGUGUGAGCUCAGGGAUUCCAUCGAGAUCCGCGUGUCAGUAGCGACCUCGGACGGCACCUACUUGGUCGCCGUACCGCAGAUGCUGCAGGGCGACGGCGAGCUGGUGCCUGUCGUGGCCAGCAGAGAUACCCAGCCAUGGCGGGCAAACUACGCCUCUGUCGUCUUGACGAAUUGGGAGGGUGCUUCCGUUGUGUCGACGGGAUCUGGAGAGAUCAAGGUGUACACGAAGCCUCAGGGCUCGGAAGCAGAGGUCGAGCAAGCGUACGCGGCGCACUGCACCGAAGGUUUGUUGUCUCUGGUGGACAAGCGCGGCGUGGCCUUCGAGAUCUACGGCGACCAGACGUUGCGGGUCUCGCAGGAGAUGGGACAGGAUGUGUCGAGCCCAAGGUGCACUGUUCCGUGCAAGGCCCACGGGCUGCUCCCCGACGACGCCGGAGGCGAGCCCCCGCCGGAGGCCUCCGAGGCGGGGGGGCCGCCGCCGCGGACCUUCGUGGUGCACGGCAACGGGGACGCCGAGGAGCUGCUCUGCAGGAGCGACGUCGAGGAGCUGCUCGCGGCGGCCCGCGCGGACCCCUCGGCCAGCGUCGUCAGGGAGCCGCCCACGCACGCCGGCUCGCUCCUGGAGCACAUCACUGUCUAUCGCAGCAGGGUGCCGGACGCGCCGGUCUUCUCCUCGGCGGACCUCGUGGCGCUGCCGGACACCCUGCAGGGCAACUCGUCCGAGCUGCUCGGGACCUCCGCGGACGCGCUGAAGAGCCCAGCGUUGCAGCCGCCGGGUAUCUCGGAGUACUCGAAGUUCAUCGCCUACCCGCCGCUUUCGGAGCAGGAUCGCGUCAGGUUCCAGGGGACCCUCGGGCAGUAUCGGCAGUGGGAGGCCGAGCAGCUGGCCAAGAGUCGCGCCGUGAUGAAGCCGCCCGAGAAGCCCAAGAAGCAAAAGGAGAAGACCGAGGUGAAGAAGAAGAAAAAGAAGGGCGAGCCGCCCACGCCACCCCCGGAGCCGGUUGUGGUGGAGCCAGAGCCUGCCUUCGUGCAGGACUUCACGAUCGACGCGUUCAACCACCACCUGCAGGUGCUGCGCCGCCGCGCGGAGGACCGGGCUCGACGGACAGCUGCGCCCACUCCUGCGGCAGCGACCACAGAGGCCGAGGAGGGACGGGUGCCGGAGGAGGUCGCCGACGGGGCCGUCGCGGCCCCCGACGGAGCGGACGCGGUCGAGAUGGUCGAGGCGCCAGAGCAGGCGGCGGCGCAGAAUCCGCCGGAUGGGCAGCAGCUGGAGGAGGGCGAGGAGCUCGAGGAGGAGAUGGCGGAAAGGCAGUCUGGCAUCGAGAAGAAGUACAUCACGCGCAAAGAGCUGGACGAGCAGCUCCGGUCCCUGUCGUACUGGGACUCCGACCCGGGGAGGCAGUUCCUCCGCGACUCCGCCCCGGACAUCCCGGAGUCCCCGCACAGGUCCGACCGCGCGCGCGUGCGCCACAGCAAGGCUCCGCCCCCGAAGCGCUCCCCGUGGAACCCGCGCCUCGUCGGCGAGCCGGAGCCCGAGGACCAGCCCGAGGCGCAGGAGGCAGAGCCGGAGCUCACGGCAAUGGUGCCUGAGCCGCAGAUGUUCAGUUCUGCGCCGCCACCCAUCGACGGCUCGACGAUGCCUGGCGGCGGGCUCGGCGCCACCUUCGCGCCCGCCGCCCGGGCGCCGGCUCCGAUCCUGCCCGAGAGGGACCUGCAGCACGAGGGCGCGCACCCGGACAAGAAGGGCGUCGAGUGGGACGUCUACGGAGAGCUGCGGCCCCAGCGCCCGCCCGUCAGCCAGGCCCACAUCACGAUCAACUCGGACUACGUGGCCGUGGAGGGGGAGACGGACCGGCGUGUCCGCACGUGCAGCGUGGCCCACAAGAAGAACGCCACGAAAGCGCCCAGCGUGUCCACCGUGCGGAAGUCCGGCGCGCACACGCUGGGCCUGGGUUCUCAGGUCGGGCCGCGGGAGAUCCUGGGCGACCCCGCCCUGGCCAGCGCCGAGGAGCAGUGGAAGCUGACGAGCACCAUGCAGGGCCUGGGCGACCCGACCAAGCUGGCCGAGGUGACCCCCGGGAGCCUGCGCUUCGGGCCGCUCCGGCUCGGCUCCCUCUACCGGAUGUCGUUCUACCUCCGCAACCUCGACGUGGACGUCACGCGCUUCCACGUCAAGAAGGUUCAGAGCGACCUGGUGCUGCGCGAGCACCAGUCAGGGCACCUGGCGCCCGGCCUGGCAGAGCGGAUUGUGGUGGAUGUGGCAGCCAAGGUGCCUUGCAACAAAGUCGAGCAGAUGAUAGAAAUAAAGGUCAAGGCCCACGUCAUAAAGGUGCUCGUCACAGCCCGCAUCUUCGACGCCGAGGAGUACGACCGCCUCGACGCCGAGUCUCUGGCUCUCCACGGCCGGCGCAUCGGCCGUCACCGCGAGGUGGGCGACGACGUGAACAGGAAGUCUCCUGUCCAGCUCGUUGACGAUGAGAAGGAGUGCCGGCAGAAGCUCGGCGAGGCGUACCUGCCGCCGCCGCUGGACUUCCGCGAGGACGCGGCGACCUCGCCGACCUUCGGGCUCUCGAGCGCCUGA